Ceratitis capitata (Mediterranean fruit fly) is the source of this 11646-nucleotide messenger RNA. RefSeq names its product WD repeat and FYVE domain-containing protein 3 (gene bchs). Gene Ontology annotation, molecular function: metal ion binding; protein binding. The coding region runs from base 1135 to 11646 and encodes 3503 amino acids. The transcript has 26 exons. The record is from RefSeq and is a predicted model, not a curated record. Lineage: Eukaryota; Metazoa; Arthropoda; Insecta; Diptera; Tephritidae.
UUCGCAUGGUAAACCAGCAGCACAAAGAGUGUGCGCCGCUAGCAGAACAACGAAAACCAAACGUCAACUCUGCACUGACAGUUGACACCACAAAUGUCAAAUGAAAGACAAGAACGAAAAAUUCAUUGUUCGCAAUUUCUUUGACGUGUUUGGACGUUUUUUCGACGUCGUCGCGCAAGUUUACACACAAAAGGUGAAUGAAAAAAUGUGAAAAAUUUGCAAAUUCUAAAUAAAUUUACACAAUGUAAGCAGAAAACAACGAAAUAGCGAAAAAAGAAAAAUAAAUUCGAGAUACACAUUGAAUCAGUGUCCAAAUUAGCACAAGGAAGUGAGUGAAAAUUUAUAUGUAAAAGGGGGAGGCGUUUAUGUGAUUUAUGUGCUGUGAAAAUUUUCACCUCCUCUAUGAGGGAAGGCCGCCGGACGCACCGUGACAGCCUUACAAUUUGUGUGUAUUACAGUAUUAAGCAGGCAUUUCCAUCUAACCCUUUUACUGAUAAUUGUCGCCUGGAAGUGUGGUUCCAGAUAAAUCGCAAGAUUUUGCUCGCCAGAAAUUGAUUUGUGAAGUAAAGUCGCAAAGUCAGUUUUUUGUUAAAUCUGCGCCGUUGGUGUGAAACGGAAGCAGUCGCUCACACACCAAUUACUGCUGCUGCUGCUGCUGCUGCUGCUGCUGGUUGCAAGAAAAAUCGAUAAGCGGCUCUUGACAAAAAAAAAAUGUACAAAACAGAAAUGCAAAAACAACAAAGAACAAAACAAAGAAAAUACUCGUGAAAAAUACAUGCGCUAAAAAGAAAACACGAAUACGUGAUGAUAAUGGUGCGAACGUGCGUAUAAUGACCAAACAACAAAACGCACAGCAAGUAUAAAUUGGAAAAGUAAGCAUAUCCAGCCCAAUCUACAAACACCAAUACCGACUAAAGGUUUCAAAAAACACUCCCGAAAGACCACACAAACACACAGACACACACACAACCGCAACGGCGCUGUGGUGGUGUUAACGUCGGUGUCUGCGGUUGCUCCGCAAACGGAGUGGAAGCCACAGAAAAACACCAAAAAUCCAACAAACUCAGACACACACACACACAAAGACCGACACUCACAACCGCAUUCGUGCCCCUACUUACUUAACGGUAAAUCAUGAACGUGAUGCGUAAGUUACGUGGCAAUGCCACAGGCGGGGGCUCACCCACAGCAACUGGAGGUGGUGGUGGUGGCGGCACAGUUGGCACCACAGCUAAUGGCAAUAUAAGCGGCGCAGUUGGGACACGUGUCGGUGAUGAGAUAUCAACAGCCACGACAGAUGCACGCAUACAAAUCAGUUUACACACACUCAAACAGCUAUUCAAUGAGUACACACAUCCUAAAGAGGCGUUGAGCGAGCAUGAAAGGGAUAUGAAGUUAUAUCAGAUGUUACCGUUAUUUUGCAAGGUUUUCAGCACUUGUCCCGCAGCGGAUAUGAGCGAAAAGUUCUGGGAUGUGGUUGCCUUUUGUCAGCAAGUUUCACGUUUAAUGGUCAGCGAGAUAAGGAAGCGUGCGUCAAAUCAGAGCACCGAGGCUGCAUCGAUAGCGAUUGUGAAGUUUCUGGAGAUAGAAACGACCGAGGAGACGAGCAGCGGUUGGAUGUUGCUGUCCACGCUGAAUUUGCUGGCCAACGGCGAUGUGUCGCUGAUACAGGUUAUGACAGCUGCCGCAGUGCCCUCUACGCUCGUCAAAUGUCUGUAUUUGUUCUUUGACUUACCUAUUGUGGAGGACGAUCCACCGCCGGACAUUGGCGAGUCGGCGAGCGACUUUAAUGCCUACGAGCGACGCACUCUCUUGCAGAAAGUCUUCGUACAGCUGCUGGUGAAACUUUGCUCAUAUCCCUAUCCAGCUGAGGAGUUGGCGCGCAUGGAUGAUUUGACUUUACUCUUCUCGGCCAUCACAUCACCCUGCCCCACGCAUAAUAUUGUUUGGCGUAAAAAUGCUGCGGAGAUAUUGACGACCAUCUCACGACAUGGCCUAACCGAUGCGGUUGUCAGUUAUAUACAUUCCAAAGGCUGUAUGGCUCUAUGCGUGGAUAAUAUGCAACGUUUAAGCUUUGGCAAUCCGCUGGAGAUUGUCGAAAUGUUCGUUACCGUUUUUUGCUUCCUUAAGGAUUCUAGUCAAGUGUCACAAAUACUUCUCGAUGAUUUCAAAGCAUCACAAGGAUAUCUAUUUCUCAGCGAUUUUUUGCUCAAAUUCGACACAACGCGUACUCAUUCCAUUGAGGUGCAGGCCGCUAUACGCAACCUCGUACUAAUGAUCUCGUCGCUUUGCAUGUGCGGCUUCAACGAAUUGCGUCCACCACAGGUGCAGAAUACACUCUUCAAAAUGCAAAAUUUCCAAAUGCCACAAGCGAGUUCACGCGAAACUUGUGUACGUAACAUCUACGCAUUCCAAGUGUUGCAAACGGUCUUCCUGAAGUCCACCUCACCGGCGCUGUGCUGCACCAUAUUGGACGCCAUCUCGCGUGUCUAUCAUUCAGAGAAUGCCAACUACUUCAUACUCGACUCGGAGAAUACGCUGAGCCAAUUCACUGAGCGCAUACACCUGAAAGGACCACAGAUACAAGAGAAAUUCUUCGAUUUGCUAGAAUUUAUUGUAUUCCAAUUGAAUUUUGUGCCCUGCAAGGAGUUGAUUAGUCUCUCACUGCUGCUAAAGAACAAUCAUUCGACAAGCUGUAGCAUAUUGUGCUUGAAGACACUACUCAAUAUACUACGGCACAAUGCGGUCUUCAAGGAGGUUUAUCUCGAAGUGGGUAUACUCGAGGUUUUCGUCACCUGUUUGAACCGUUACGCCGAUCAUGUGCGUAAGAUUACGAAAUGUGACGAGAGUCUGGUUGUUGUGCCAGAUGAAGAUGAUCUGGAGGAUCUUACCGAUAUGCUGGGCAAGCACGUGCUCGAAGCGCUCACAAUACUGCUGAGUGGUAAUAACAACAAUGCUAAUGUGUUUCGUGAAUGUGGCGGCGCAAAGUGCAUACACGAUUUGGUAAAGUUCAAGCAUUGCCGUCCCCAGGCUUUGGGCAUCAUACGUGAGCUUAUACUCUCGGCGGGCGGUGAUGACGACAUGCUCUUCAUACUGUCCGUCAUGCAUGCAGUGCCGCCAUAUCAAGUGGAGUUCAAAAUACAAAUACUCAACAUGCUGUUGGGCUGCUUGAAGGAUUCACAUCGCACGCGCACCGUUUUCCGCAAAGUUGGCGGUUUUGUGUAUUUAACCAGUGUCUUCGUCUCGCUCGAUGGCAAGCUGUGCGAUGAGCCGUUGGCGAGUGUGGAACCUGAUGCACAGGCCAUUACACAGGAUGACCUGAUCUUGCUGCUGCAAAUUGUCUGCCAGACGCUGGCCACUGCGAUGCGUUUCGAGCCGGCGAAUGCGAAGUUCUUUCAUCAAGAGAUUUGUACGGCCUCGCUGUGUGAUACGCUGCGACUGUUGGGCUGCUUCGGCAGUGCCACCGAGCUGUAUGACUUCAAGGGCGAAUAUAAAAAUGAAAGCACCAUGCAAAAGUAUUUCCAUCAGGUCUUCGCGGGUGAUAUAUUGAAUCAAAGUUUCAAUAUGGACAUACCGCGCUCGUUGUCCUACGUCUGCGUCGUUUAUCGCCUGCUCUACAGCAUUGCGCUCGAUAACUUUGAAACACCGAACUUGUCCGGUGUUAUAACACUCUUCAGCGAUACGCACACGCGCUCGCCCAGCAAGGAGUUGCCGCCAGCCCAUCCAAAUCAACUAAAUCUUACGCAGCCUACGCCAGAGCCGCGUAUUGUGCAUCCCGGUGUUGUGCUUUGUAUGCUGCAGCUUCUACCGAGCAUUACGCACGAGACCGACGCCAUGUUGGCGCUCAACUUACAGGUUUAUCUCAGCGAGAUCAUCAAGUCCUUGGUGCGCAAUGAACGCAAUCAACAGAUAAUGUGUGACUACGGACUCGCCGAACAGUUGUUGAAGAUAGCGCGUAAUGCGCUCUCAGAGGAAACUAAUCCACUGCACGUCUCCAUGCAGUAUGUGCUCGAGCGAUUGGCUGCACAAGCUCUACAACCCACAGAGUUGCGCGAGUUUUUGCGUCUUGGCGAGCCGCUCUCCUGCGCUGAUAUUGAUCUGCGCAUGCCGUACCGCAUGGGUGGACCCGUGCCGUUGACGCGCAUCAAGACACUCGUCUCCAUGACAACGCCACGGGACUUUCGCGCACAUGGCUCAAGCACUUUGCCACCAUUCGUCGAAAUGGAUAUGUCUGCCGAGGGUUUUGGCUGCUUGUAUUUGCCCUCACUGGCACCGCAAGCUACCGCCACCACGGGCGGUACAAUAGAUGCGAAUACUAUUGGCGGUAUUGGCGCUGGCGAUCGUAUUUUCCCACCACAAACGGGGCUCUCGUACUCUACUUGGUUUUGUGUGGAGAAAUUCUCCGACCCAAAAACAGAUCCACAUUGCGUGCGCCUGCUGACGUUGGUGCGCACCAUACACAAUCCACGCGAAGAGAACUUGGUGUGCUUAUCUAUACUGCUGUCAGCUAGGGACAAGGCGAUUGUGGUGUCCACGCAGGAAACUUUGGUUACACCGAGCAAAAGCCUCGGCGACUGGGAGCCCGAGGGCUCGGACGAUAGCAGCGCACGUAUUUGGUGUCCCGAUUUGUUGCAUGAAGGUCAAUGGCAUAAUCUAGUUGUCGUGCUCAACCGCGCAGUGUUGAAAAACUCCAGUCUUUCACUCUAUUUGGACGGCACUCCCAUGCAUACACAAAAGCUGCACUAUAUCUCACAAAACCCCGGCGCUGGCUCUGCCAAUCUCGCAGUGGCCAGUCAAGUUUACGGUUACAUCGGCACACCGCCAAUUUGGCGUCGCUAUUCACGGCUCUGUUGGAAGCAGGGCGUUUGCCACCUACUCGAGGAUGUGCUCACACAACAGACAGUACAUACAAUCUAUAAUUUGGGUCCGCAUUAUAUGGGCUCACUGCAAGCACCACAACUCGGUAAGCAGAAUGAGGCUUUGCCGCCUUUGGUACCGGAAGAUCGUGUGCUUUUGGGCUUGAAUGCAAAGGCCGUUUCGCAGCUGACUUUGGUAAAGAUACGCAAGGUAUACAGUCGCGUUGAUAACAAAUCGAUAGCGAAGGUGUUGGGCAUGAACUCGCAUGAGAAUGCCACGCCUAUAAGAAUUCUACACAACUCCGCCGGGCACCUGGCGGGCGCUGGCCGUUCACUCGGCGGCGUAGUUGUUGGCUACCUGGGCGUGCGCGUUUUCAGUCCACACCCGGUCUCUGCCAUGAUCGACACCGUCGGCGGCUGCAAUGUGCUACUCGGCAUCAUCGCUAUGGCUCAGGAUGUGGAAUCGCUCUACGCCGGUGUUAAAGCGCUCACCUGUGUGGUGCGUAGUAAUCGCGCAGCGCAAAGCGAAAUGGAUCGUAAGCGUUGCUACCAGACGUUGGGCAUGUUUUUCAAGAAGAAAAAGAAUCUACUCAAUUCACACAUACUACAUUUGACUUUUGGCCUGGUGGGCACUGUAAGCAGUGGACAAGAUAUGUCGGCCAUACCGAAUGUGACAGCAUUUCAAGAUCUGCUCUGCGAUUUGGAGAUUUGGCAUAACGCACCGAAUGGUUUGUUGCGCUCGCUACUGGAGCAUCUGCUCGAACUGGCAAUCGAGUCGAAUGAGAAGAAACAGAAUGUGAAAAUUAUGGGCAACUUGCAGUUGCUCAAUAAACUGUUGCAUAUCAUUAUCGACAUACAAGAUCACUCCACACGUGAAAUACUCUUUAAUCUGAUUGAAACUCUGCUCGGCGGCCAGCCCCGUCACAGUGAUUUGCUGCUCUUCGGUCAAUACAUCGCCGCAAAGUUGCCGAAAUCCGAUCAAAUAGAAAAGGCGCUCAUAUUGCCGAGCAUGCGUUCAGCUGGCGGCGUUAACGGCAACUGCGCUGGCUUCAGUGAGCAUGAGUUGAUGGCACAGAAUAUUUAUCUACGCAAUCGUUGUCUCUCGCUGCUACACGGCCUGCUUUUCACGCCGCGCAACACUGUAAAUUACAUCAUUUGCGAUGACAUCUCCAAAACGCUCGGCAUGGAUUGGCUGCUGCUCUUCAUGCAGUCGCAUGUACAUUUCACAACCGUUAUCAUAGCGGUGCGCAUAUUGGUAGUCGUCUGCGCCAACGAGAAUUUCAUGGUGCGUUUUAGAGACUCCACACAUAACGGCGGCUAUCUGCGCUUCACAGAGAUGGUCUCGCAGAAGAAAAUGUUGGCGUUAGGCGCGCCACAACUCAAUACGGGCACGCAGAGUAGCGCUGGCUCCGUAAUUGUGACCACAGCUAAUGUUAUACAACAUUUGCCGACGCAGAUUGCAGGCGAAGUGCGCACCACAGCGCUGAGUAUACCAGGUUACCAAAUGCUCGAAUGGCUGCUCACACAUCAUCUCGACGUGCCCGAACUGUAUUUUCUCAUAACUGCCUUGAUUAUGGGCCAACCCGUCAAGGUAAUGGCCUCUGAGCAUACAAAAUUCGAUUUAGAUCGCGUGCGUCACUUCCUCUGGGGCACACCGCCCUCCUCGAAUGCGCCACUACCAAAAAUGAAUGUCUGCCCCGAGGCGGUGUGCGUGCUGCUUGGCAUGGUACGCGCCAUCGUGCACGCCUCGGAAUGCGCCAACUGGCUCAAUAGCCAUCCUGAGACAAUAAUUCAACUGCUCUUCAAUUUAUAUCAGAAUGUGACCGAUUUCAUGCCUGUCAUGAUGUCUGGCGAUGUAAUCACCUCGCUGGUUGCUGUGCUGUUUCCCAACUCCAAGGACGCCGGUGCUGAUUCGGAGCCAAACAGCGGUAACACAACACCGACCGAUAAUGGCACGAGCGCCUUUUUGUUGCGUGAGCACAGCGUGUCUAGCGCGCAAGCGCAUAAGCUAACACAGCAUCCGGUACGCAAGUGUAUUAUAGACUUCCUGCGUGUUAUUGUUGUCGACUCGUUGAGCUUGAAUAUGCAUGGCAAGACCACGCCAGUUAUUGAUCUCGUGCUCGACGCCUCACCUGAGUCGGCGGAAAUGGCGCUGCAAGUUGAGUAUCAGACGGAAAUUAUUAAUGCAUUGAUGGAACAUCUGCUGGCUGCGGAUGUGUUGGUGGGUGAACAGGCGGCGCUUUCCAUCGUGCCACUACUGCAGAGUCAUACACAGCAUAUAGCGCCGAAUGUGUUCUACUUCACAGCACGUGUGGUGGACAAGAUGUGGCAGGGUUGCUUAACGCGCAAUCCGCAUGAUAUUUUUGACUUUGUCAUCAAGCUGAUUGCGCAAGCGAAACGUCGCUCCUCCUCACUGACAAUCGAACAGUUGCAUCAUUCGCUGAACCGUACCAUAUUAUACCUGCUGUCGCGUCCCACAGAGUCUAUAACGGAACAGAUGAGCGUGUUGGAGGCUUUGCAUAAUAUAAUCACACAUCGUUUGCUCAUAUUUGGCGCAGGCAAUCAUGAGUUGGAAUUCAUUGGCUGUCUUACUUAUUGCCUGCUGCAGCUGACGUCGGAUAUGAAGAUCAUUUUGGAGCCGGCAACUAGUCGCAAUACCACUUGGCAUGUAAAUCCACAAACCGACACUGUUGAGCCGAAGGAUGAGGAUCUCAAUCAGCUACAGGGUCGCAAUUUGAUUGUCGGUGCCGCUUUUCGCGUCUGGGAGGAGUUGUAUGUUUGUAAAAAGCCUGCUAUCGAAGAAGUCUUUAAAGUAUCGCUCACCCCACCGCUACCAAAUUCUAAAGCACCCGAUCUACAAAGCACACGUGAGCAGGUUAUGGAACUUGCGUCCAAACUAUGGUUCAACUAUGUAGAUGCUGAGCGUAAGGCCUCCUAUCGCAUACCUUGGGAGAUACACAAUCAGAUACAAUCGAAGAUACAGAAAGUCACUGGCGGCUUAACGCGUCUGGCAAGUCGCACUAAAGUUAAAAAGGAUGAGCUCGUACGCACCAAAUCGACAAUGAGCAAAGAGAAUGCAUUCGAUUGUACGGCCAUACAUGUACAGUUGAUUAAGGACCUCUGGGAGCUACGCUGCAAACAGUACGUACAAAUGCAGCAGCAUACACAGCGCUACGUUUUUCAAGACUGGGUGCAAUCAGAGACUGAAUUGACACGUGAGCGCGGCUUGUGGGGUCCUGAGGGCAGCUCGUCCUUGGAUAAGUGGAUACUGGAUACGACAGAGGGACCGCAUCGCAUGCGCAAGAAAACUAUGCGUAAUGAGCUUUUCUACUUGCAUUACCCUUACAGGCCGGAAAUCGAUUUGCCCGAUAAUCGUCAAUUAAAAUACAAGGUGGCCACCAGUUUCGAUAGUAAAAUCUACUAUACACAUUGCCAGCAACCGCCACGCAUACUCUGUGAAACAGAUUCGCUGCAACAACAACACUCCAUACAACAACAAUACUCGGUGGAAGCCAAUAAUGCGAAGCCACCACAUCAAAACUCUGAAGGACCGAAUAGUGGCGGCACACCACCGCCACCACACUCACCACAGUCGGAGACAGCUACACGCUUACAAAAUCCACAAGAAUCCCUAGAUGCUGGCGCACAAGAAGAAGAUGAGGAAGAGGAGGACACAUCCAUGAUGUCCGAUAAUGAAACAUUCCUGCGUUUGUUGGAGGAACAAGAGAAAAUUUCAUUUAUGUUCCGUUGUGCACGUAUACAGGGUUUGGACACGUUCGAGGGUCUACUGCUGUUCGGCAAGGAGCAUUGUUAUAUAGUCGAUGGUUUCACUUUAUUGAAGAAUCGCGAAAUACGUGAUAUCGACACGCUACCACCAGGUGCUUACGAGCCCAUUAUACCGAAUUCAGGUGGUCCGUACACACGCACACAGAAGGCGCGACAGUGUUCGAAGUUUGCUUAUGAAGAAAUUAGAGAGGUACAUAAGCGUCGCUAUCUGCUGCAGCCCGUUGCAUUAGAAGUCUUCUCGGAAGAUGGACGCAAUUAUUUGUUGAGCUUUCCACGAAAAGUUAGAAAUAAGGUUUAUCAACGCUUCAUGGCACAAGCGACAGCUAUUAAUGACAAUGCACAGCAAUCGGUGGCGGGUCAAAAGCGCACAGCUAGUGUGGAGCAGACAUCGGGUAUAUUUAGCAGUCUCAUUGGUGAGACAUCGGUCACGCAACGUUGGGUGCGAGGCGAAAUCUCCAACUUCCAAUACUUAAUGCAUUUGAAUACGCUGGCUGGCCGCUCCUACAAUGAUCUCAUGCAAUAUCCAGUCUUCCCUUGGAUAGUCGCCGACUAUGAAUCGGAAGAAUUGGAUUUGACCAAUCCAAAGACAUUCCGUGACUUCUCCAGACCAAUGGGUGCGCAAUCCGAUGAACGUUUGGAGCAAUUCCAGAAACGAUUUAAGGAGUGGGAUGAUCCGCAUGGCGAGACUCCACCAUAUCACUACGGCACGCAUUACAGUUCCGCUAUGAUUGUCUGCUCAUAUUUGGUGCGCUUGGAACCAUUCACACAACACUUUUUGCGCUUGCAAGGUGGCCACUUCGAUUUGGCUGACCGUAUGUUUCACAGCAUCAGAGAGGCUUGGCUAUCCGCAUCCAAAUUCAAUAUGGCUGAUGUAAAGGAGUUGAUACCGGAAUUUUUCUAUUUACCAGAGUUUUUAAGCAAUGGCAAUAACUUUGAUUUGGGCACAAAACAAAAUGGUGAGACUUUGAAUCAUGUCAUACUACCACCAUGGGCUAAGCAAGAUCCUCGUGAGUUUAUACGUGUGCACAGAAGUGCCUUAGAGUGUGAUUAUGUCAGUCAGAAUCUGCAUUUGUGGAUCGACUUGAUAUUCGGUUGUAAGCAACAAGGUCCCGCUGCCGUAGAGGCUGUGAACGUAUUCCAUCAUCUUUUCUACGAAGGAAAUGUGGAUAUUUACACCAUCGAAGAUCCGCUGAAGAAGAACGCCACCAUCGGUUUUAUCAAUAAUUUUGGUCAAAUACCCAAGCAGCUAUUCAAGAAGGCACAUCCCGCUAAGAAAAUGUCCAACUCUCGGCAUUCUACACUUAUCGACCCGGGCGCUUUGAUACAGGGCAAUACCACCGUUUUACAAUCGGAACGUUUGUUCUUCCAUAAUUUAAACAAUCUUAAACCGAGCCUACAGCCAAUUAAGGAACUGAAAGGACCUGUUGGUCAGAUAUUACAACCAGAUAAGACUGUGUUUGCCGUCGAACAGAAUAAGGUCAUGAUGCCACCCUCCUACACUAAAUAUAUCGCCUGGGGCUUUGCCGAUCACUCGCUACGCAUAGGUCUCUACGAUUCCGAUCGCGCAUCUUUCGUUUCCGAAGCCGCGGCGCAGAACUCGGGUGAAAUACUUUGUUGCGCUUGUCCCAAUGGCAAGAUGAUUGUCACUGCCGGCACUAGCUCGGUGGUAACGAUAUGGAAAUUUGAUGCUAACCGCAAGAGUCUCACGGUACGCAACUCAUUACACGGCCACACAGAUGCAGUCACAUGUUUGGCCGCAAGCGCUGCCUAUAAUGUCAUCAUUUCGGGUUCGCGUGAUGGUACAGCAAUCGUUUGGGACAUGUCACGCUUUACAUUUGUGCGUCAGCUGCGCGGCCAUGCCGGUGUUGUGGCUGCCGUAGCGAUAAAUGAUCUUACAGGUGAUAUAGCGACUUGCUCAGCAACUUGGUUGCAUGUUUGGUCCAUCAAUGGUGAUCCGUUGGCGAUGGUGAAUACGUGUGUGGGCAGCGCCGAUCGCAUGCAACAGAUUCUGUGUGUUGCGUUCUCGCAGAUACGUGAAUGGGAUCAGGAGAAUGUCGUGAUCACCGGUUCGACCGAUGGUGUGGUGCGUAUGUGGUCACUCGAGUACACACAAGUACCAAUUGAUCGCAAGCUCAAGCGAGCGACUGAAGUAGGCUCACAGGAUCGCCCGGGCAGCACAGAGCGUGAAAAUUCAUGCGAGGCCAAGGAUGCAGGCGGCAAAAUGAAUUUACUCAAACAAAUGAAGAGUCUGUCGGUGCAGGAUGAAAACGUCAUUGCCAAAUCUGGCUCGGAAAGUAGCAUAUCAGAAGCUUCUGCGCACUCACAACACUCUACACAUUCCCAUAAGCAGAAUGAUGCGGCAGAUAAGGAUAAUAAGGAGCAAAGUGGGCGUCGGAAGAGUUCAUUGUCUGGCGCCAAAUCCUUGCACGAAAUGAAAGCCUCGACUGUAGAGGGCGAAAGUAUAGCCAGCAAAUGCGUUGAGGAAGAGGAACGCACCAUACGUCCCAGCAAAUCGGACACCAGUCUCACGGACGGCUUUGUAAUGGUGGAUAAUGAUAAACUUAAGAGUGAACAAUCGUUGAGAAAAGGCUUCAAAUGGCAACGUCAAUUAAUGUUCCGUUCCAAACUCACCAUGCAUACGGCAUACGAUCGCAAGGAUAAUGCCGAACCGGCGAGUAUAACUGCAUUAACCGUUUCUAGAGAUCACAAAAUUUUAUAUGUUGGUGACGCACGCGGGCGCAUAUUCUCUUGGUGUGUAACCGAACAGCCGGGACGUGGCGUAGCCGAUCAUUGGCUAAAAGACGAGGUGACCGAUCAGUGUGUGAAAUGUCAUGUGAAAUUCAAUCUCUAUGAACGUAAACAUCACUGUCGCAACUGUGGUCAGGUCUUCUGCAAUAAAUGCAGUCGUUUUGAAUCGGAAAUCUCACGUUUGCGCAUCUUAAAACCGGUGCGUGUGUGUCAGGCCUGCUAUAGUCAAUUACGCGCCAACUCAGUGGAUAAUUAA